Messenger RNA from Ochotona curzoniae (black-lipped pika), 757 nucleotides. RefSeq names its product mitochondrial ribosomal protein L35 (gene MRPL35). The transcript is spliced from 4 exons. The record is from RefSeq and is a predicted model, not a curated record. Gene Ontology annotation, cellular component: mitochondrion; ribosome. Gene Ontology annotation, molecular function: structural constituent of ribosome. NCBI's taxonomy places the organism in Eukaryota, Metazoa, Chordata, Mammalia, Lagomorpha, Ochotonidae. Gene Ontology annotation, biological process: translation. The coding region runs from base 22 to 588 and encodes 188 amino acids.
ACCGUAGGCGAGUGUGGCAAGAUGGCGGCCGUGGCGCUCGCCGGGGCCGUGAGAGCUGCGGCAGGAAUCUUACGGCCCCUGACUAUUUUGGCAUCUCCAGCCUGUCGAAGCAGCACCAGGAAUACCUGUGCUAUUUCCAUACUGUCCGCCAGGCAUUUCAGUCAUAUUCAGACACCAAUUGUUUCUUCUCCUCCCAGACCUGUCACAUCGGUCACAAACCUUACUUGUGGACUUUCUACAACCAUACUUCACAGAGUGACUCCCUUGCUUCGCAAUGUCCUGGAGCUGCCGGCCAGAACAGUCACAUACUGCAGCACACAGAAAGGCAAGAGGAAGACGGUGAAAGCCGUCAUCUACAGGUUUCUCAGGCUCCAUUCUGGCCUGUGGUUAAGGAGAAAGGCUGGUUAUAAGAAGAAGCUAUGGAAAAAGAGCACUGCAAGGAAGAAACGCUUGAGGGAAUUUGUAUUCUGCAAUAAAACCCAGAGUAAACUCUUAGAUAAAAUGACCACAUCUUUCUGGAAGAGACGAAAUUGGUAUGUGGACGAUCCCUAUCAAAAGUACCACGAUCGCACGAACCUCAGAGUGUAGGAUGGAAGUGUCCUGGCUCGUCAGUCAUUGCUUAUGUCUGAUUAUGAUGUCUCUGCAAGAACGAACAAGUAUAAAACUUAACAAGUGCUAUGUAAACAUACAACACUGGUAUGAACUUCUGAGAGUUUUAAGACAGAAUGGAUUAAAUAUUCCCAGAUUUGGUAGGAAA